This is a messenger RNA of Poecilia latipinna (sailfin molly), 3163 nucleotides long. RefSeq names its product homeobox protein XHOX-3-like. Gene Ontology annotation, biological process: regulation of transcription by RNA polymerase II. The record is from RefSeq and is a predicted model, not a curated record. The transcript is spliced from 3 exons. Gene Ontology annotation, cellular component: nucleus. Lineage: Eukaryota; Metazoa; Chordata; Actinopteri; Cyprinodontiformes; Poeciliidae. Gene Ontology annotation, molecular function: DNA-binding transcription factor activity, RNA polymerase II-specific; RNA polymerase II cis-regulatory region sequence-specific DNA binding. The coding region runs from base 1 to 717 and encodes 238 amino acids.
AUGAGCCUGACUUUUGUCGUUUUAGAAGAUAAACAGACAGCAGUCCGGGCUGCUGUGGUCACCCCGGACAGCAGCCCGGAGCAGCAGCAGGGCUCGCUGGACCCCAGUAGGCGGCACCGGACGGCCUUCACACGGAAUCAGGUGUCCCGACUGGAGCAGGAGUACCGCAAUGAGAGUUAUGUGUCCCGGGCUCGGCGGUGCGAACUGGCUGCAGCACUCAACCUUCCAGAAACUACGAUAAAGGUGUGGUUCCAGAACAGGCGUAUGAAGGACAAACGUCAGAGGCACUCCCUACCUUGGUCUCACCCACUCAUCAACCCACUGGGCACAUUGCUGAUGGGUCAUGCUUCUCCAUCUUCUAACCUGAUUUACCCGUUUUCUACAUCCCAACUACCCCACCUACCUUUUCAGCACUAUUCUCCACUGACUUUUUCUGGUAUGAUACAUGGUCCACACAGUGCACUAAUGAAGCAGCAAGAGCGUUUCUCCCUCUCCCAACAACACAACAAACCAGGGGAGGGGCCUCCACCAACAGUACUUGUUUAUCCCUCUCCUGGCGUUAUGCACCAUCAUGUCUCAUGUCAUUGCUCCUUUUGCCCUCAGUGGAGACAACAUCUUCAUAAGGUCCAGUGGGAAAUGAAAGGACUGAGCCAUGCCAACACCUCUGCAGCCAAAAAACAGACUGGUUCUCUGCAGCAGAGGGAAGAAAAGGUGUGAAUGCAUCUAAGAAAAACUACAACUGCAAUAACCGAAAGAGAAGAAGCAAGGCAGAAGAAGUGUUGACAUCAGAAUCUAAAACAAUCACAGUUAAAACCAGAUACUUAAUAACAUUUUAUUUAAAGACAUUUGUUUUUUCCCCUCAAUUUUUGACAUCUUGUUUAUGGUAGUUAUGAUUACCAUUUUGUUUAUAUUUGUUAGAUGACAGAAUAAUGAUUGAUUUUUUUUUAAAUAAUUGUACCUUUCUUCAGAUUCAGAAGGUUACUAAGAUUGUUCUUUUUACAUUUCCUCUUCUCCUCUUUUUACUUUUCCUUAUGGAGGCAGAGGAAUGUGGUGUCUUAGGGGUUCAACUUCUGCCUAUUGGUUAUUUAGCAUUACGCACGACUGACUUCAGCAAAGAUGGCAUUGACUGCCAUCUUUGCUAAGCUUCAGUGAGCUGAAGUUUAGCAACUUCAUUAGAGUUGCUUCAAGCAGAAGCCAAUUUCAGCAGAUGUUUCAUCCAAACUAUGAAAGCAUUAUUUCUAUGUAUUACAUAUAUUUAUAUAUUAUAGCAUUAUUUUCUAAUACAUUUGCUAAGCUCCAGCUCACUGAUAAGCUGGUCGCCGUCUUUGUUGAUGGCUUCAGCAUCUUUGAAGCCAUCAGAAUUGCUAGUGGCUUUAGCAAUGCUGAAGCCAUAAUUAGAAUUGCUGCUAAUCACUCAACAUGUUGGUCUAUUGGUUGCUAACCAACCAAUGGGCAAAAGAUGAAGCCUUAAAACACCGCCCUCCUCAUUUCCAUAAUGAGGCAGAAAUGCGUAAACAAAAGUAAAAAAAAAAAAGAAAGGAGACAAGGAAAUAUAAAAAGAACAAACACUUGUGUGAGGAACAGACAAAGCAAAAAUAUUUAUAUCUCUUCGUUUAUUUUUAAUUAUGCCAGUUUUAGUCCCCCAUAAUUAUUCAUGGUUUCCCAAUAUUACUAAAAGGCUGUUAUUUUCCUACUAGCACUGUUGAUUUACUCCUCUGUUUCUUGUCGCUGCACUGCAGACAUGCCAGUCUGUCUCCUCCAUUUAUGGCUCCACAUGAUUAAAGCACAUUAUUAUCAUAGCUGUUCUGUGUCCUGCCAUGCUAAGCUCUGUUCAGAUGUGUAUACCUGUAUUUAACCUCACUGUGUAUUGUCUGGCAUGAUUACACAGAGCACAUGUAGAGCAGCUCCUGGUUUAACCAAGCAUAGCAAUGGCUGGUGUUGCGAACACCUGUGCAGGUGGAUUAAAUCAGUGUAUGGUAUUUAUGGUGGAAUAUUCUGUUGGCCUCUAAUCAGCAGAAAAGAGAGGACUCAGCUGGUUUCUUUUAUAAUUCUCAUCCAGUCCAAGAGUUAUCUCAGAAAAAGUUCAGAAUAUAAUUUAAGCUACUUCUCAGAUUUAAAAUUAGACACAAUCACAUCUAGAUCUCCGAUUCUGACUCCGUAACAUGGCACCUGGUUAUGGGUUCUGUAAUGGAUGCAUGCUGUUUUAGAAGAACCCAUAAGUAUGAUGAGGCAAGAUCAUUAAGACUCUUAAAAGCCAGUUGUAAAAUCAAUCCUUUAACAUACAGGAACCCAGUAGAGUGAAGCCAGAAUUGAACAGGUUCCCAUUUUUUAUUUCUUGUUAACAGCAGCAUUUUGUACAAGCUAUUAGCAAUGAAGAGAUGUCUGAUAUAACCCCCCAUAAAUCAAAUUGCAAUAAUCUAGGCAAGUUAAUAAAACCAGAGAUCAAUCUUUUAAUAUCCUUAGGAAGAAAAUCAGGCUUUACUUUGGCCAGAAUUCAUAUCUAAAAAUAUUUUGUCUUCAAUUAAAUUAUUUUCAACUCAGUUUUCAAUUCAGUUCAUUUCUAUAUCACCAAUUCACAACUUAUGCCAUCUGGCUAUUGCCUUCUUGUGCUGUUCUGCUUGAUUAAAAUCUCACUUUCUCCCAUUUACAAGGAUUGCCUCUAGUUCAAUGUCGCCCGUACCACUCAGGAAACAAGAGCGAAAGUUGUGAACAAAUUAGAAUUGUAGUCUACCUGUAAUUUUAUAAAUAGCAACAGAGAAAGUGAACAAAGCUAUUCAGUUCCAAAUUAGAUAGAGUGCAUUCACACCUGACUGUUAAACUUGAUCAAAAUUAAAAAGUGAACUCUUGUUCACCUAAAAAUCUAGGUCUCGGUUCGGUUGAAGUGAACUCUGGUGCUGUUUGAAUGCAGUGUUUGAAUGCAGUUCGCUUGCAUUCGCAAGCGAACUGAAGACUGCUUUGAAAACAGGAAGCUAACUAUAGUGCUGGGCAUUCUGGUCAAUAUAUUACUCUAUCCUUAGGGAGUUAGCGAAGAUAUUGUGUUGGUUGCCAUGGAAAUGGGUCUGUGUGUAGAAUAAAGCUGACACAGAGAGCGAGGAAAAUCAGAAUUUAAAGUUGCUUACACCAGCUUAUCAGAGUUAUUUUCUCUUUCCUGUGGCACACUGCA